This is a messenger RNA of Aspergillus sclerotioniger CBS 115572, 1536 nucleotides long. RefSeq lists its product as uncharacterized. The record is from RefSeq and is a predicted model, not a curated record. Bases 426 to 1481 code for a protein of 351 amino acids. Lineage: Eukaryota; Fungi; Ascomycota; Eurotiomycetes; Eurotiales; Aspergillaceae. The transcript is spliced from 4 exons.
CAGUCAGGAGGUCGGAGGCUAGCAGGGUAGGGCAGAUUGGGAUUGACAUCUUGCCGUGGCUAGCAUGCGAACGGCUUUCACUCGUGGUUGCGAACCCAGCCUGGAUUGGCCCUGAGGCAGAGUGAUCCACCUGGAGACCCCGCGGCCGUUUGGCUAAUGCGUUAGCAGCCCAGCUAGCAACGGUCAACCGCGACGAGGUGGACCUCCGCCGCUGUCAGUCGUCCAUCACCACCCACUAGUCCGAGUCCCAGUACCAAACCGGUCAGUCUGGCGAUAAUCCCCAGCGGGAUCUUCGGGUCUCGACCGACUCGCGGCUUUCAUGGUGUCUUGCGGCCUCCCUCAUGCCAGCCUCGCAACUUUUUCUUUCCGUUAGACACUUUCUUGCGUUUCUCGUCGCCCACAAUGCUUGAUCAAAGGCUGGCGGGAUGGCGGUUGAGUACUACAAUGUCUUCGAGUUCCCGAUUGUGCGUGACCAGCUCAUCGCUAACACCGUGCUGGUGGCACUGAGCACCCUGGCAAUCGGGCUUCGAUUCUUUUCUCGCCGGAUCAGGCAGAGUAAGAUCUGGUGGGAUGAUGCCUGCAUCGUAAUGUCAAUGUUACACACCUAUGGAAUGCUCGCGAUGCAGUAUCACUAUGCACGGGUGGGUAUGCGCCACCAUUAUACUGACAUUCCCCCGGAAAAUACCAUUCUCAUCUUCAAGAUGCUCGUUGUCUACCAAAUCGUCUAUUACAACGCCAUGGUCUUUGCCAAAUUUUCCUACCUUUUCUUUUAUCUCCGCAUCUUUGUCACCCGCGGCUUUCGCAUCGCCGCUCGAGUUUGCAUGGGCUGUGCGGGUGCGUACUGGCUGGGGAGCACGCUCCAGGUGUUUCUAAUCUGCCAGCCAUUCGCGAAGAACUGGGACGCGACACUCCCUGGCCAUUGCGCCAGCAUGAAUGUGGCCUUCUCGACAAUUGGUGCGUUUAACCUCGUCACAGAUGUGUCGAUUAUGGCGCUUCCAGUGCACCAUAUCUGGAAGCUUCAGAUGUCAACUGCUACUAAGAUGGCUCUAUAUGGCAUCUUCGGAGUCGGUUCAUUCAUCUCUGCCAUAACCAUCAUUCGCAUCCACGUUCUCACCACUGUCGACUUCACCGAUCUUCCCUAUAGCAUGAUCUGGGCCGCGUUUUGGAGUGUUACAGAGCCUGCAUUGGCCAUCACCAAUGCGUGUGUGCCGAUGAUGCGUCCGGUGUUCAAGGCCGCAUUUCCGGGGGUUUUCUCGUCCGCCAAGGCGGCCUACACGUCGCAGACAGGGGCCCAGUCUGGUGCAUCUGGAUCUGCGUUCAAGCGGAUGCGCGACACUGAGAGUGAGAUACCACUGACACACUUGGUACCGACCAAGACCGGUAGUCGGGGAGUAGAGUACGAGCCGUCAUUAACUGAGCGGUCGCAUGACGGGGGAUCGACGCAUGUGCCGACGAGUGUGAUUGGGGAGGAUGAGCGGUAGAUAUGAUGAAUAGAUUUACUUUAGUACAACAUUGACAAAGGUACCCUCAGCUCAU